AUGUCGCGACACCGCGCGGUGCGCAACUUGAAUUUGGAGGACGAGUUGGCGGACGAGUAUGCUGAAGACGACUUCGACUUUAUGGACGACCUUUCGCCCGAGGAUCACGACGCUAUGGAGCAGUCACUGGCGACAGUCCUAGACACACUUGGCGACGCCGACUUUUCGGAGCGCAGUAUAAAACAGGUGCUAUGGGAUACCUACUUUAACGCGGAAGCGGCGAUCGAUAUUCUGCUGCGCGAGAAGGAAAAGUCUGCACUGCAAGCGCGAAAAAAAGCAGGUACGUAUUUGGAGGCACGGCAUGGAACGCCGCUUUCGGAGCCGUUUUCCAGGUCAGCAUCCAUGUCGCACACGCGCACAAAUGCUGACCUGGAAGAUGAACAUUGCGCACAUGAGCAUCGCGGCGUGGCAGGAGCUGCAUCUACCACCGACCCACAGUCCACACACGCGCCAAUAGACACGCUGCCCACGGGCAAGAAGCCGUCGAAACUGCAGCAGAAACUGCAGGCGAGCCGUGCGAAGGCAUUGGGAUGCACACCCACCCUUGCCCACACUGUACCAGCGCCAGUGCCAGCACCAGCACCAGCACCGCAGCCGCCUCCAAAGACACACGCACCCAUUGCACCGUCCAACGCCCCGCUCGACGCCUUGUUCCCGCCGCUCGACGCCCCGCUGAGCGGCUCGCACCCCCCUUCCUCUUUUGUGCGCUUCCUCAAACCGCCCAUGCACCGUGCGGUGCUCAACACGGCGGUGCCGCGCGUCUCAGACGAGGAAAUGAGCCACUUGCGCAGCGUGUUUAGCCAACUAAGCCCCGACGAUCUUGUUCUUCAAGCACGCCACGAAAAAGAAAAAGAGCGCUUGGAAAAAGCGCGCGCGCGCCCCUCGGCUGGCCCUGUCCAGCAGCUGCGCGGCUCGAUCCAGAAAAUGGAGCUCGGCAGUCGCGCAUCCUCACCGGGCAGUGGCACAAGCACACGCGCCAACUCACCGGUCCCCAAGCUCAUGAUUCCCCGCGAGCAGAUCCUCGAGACGCUCGCGGCCCACAAAGGCCCCUGCGAGCUCGGGCUUGUGGUUGUGGGCCACGUGGAUGCUGGCAAGUCGACGUUGAUGGGGCGCAUGCUGCUUGCGUUUGGCGAUCUCUCGGAGCGCGACCAUCAGCAGCACUUGCGCAAUAGCGCCAAGAUCGGCAAGUCCAGCUUUGCGUACGCAUGGGCGCUGGACUCGUCCGAGGAGGAGCGCGAGCGUGGGAUUACGAUUGAUGUUGCACAGGACGUGUUCCGUACAGAGAAACAUGUAUUUCACCUUCUUGACGCGCCCGGACAUCGCGACUUUGUUCCAAACAUGAUUAGCGGCGCGGCGCAGGCCGACGCGGCGCUGCUGGUAGUCGACGCGUCUCUUGGCGCGUUUGAGGCGGGUUUUGGAGCUUUGGGACAGACGCGCGAGCAUGCCACGCUGCUGCGCAGCUUGGGCAUCCAGCAGCUCAUUGUCGUGGUGAACAAGCUCGAUGCGGUGGAGUACGAUGCACAGCGCUACGAAACCAUUCUCCACACGCUCAAACCCUUCCUCGCGCAGUCUGGCUUUGACGCGUACAGCAUCCAAUACAUUCCUUGUGCUGGCUCCGAGGGCGAGAAUUUGUCGUCGGCGCCGCAGCACGGCGCACUGCGUGCAUGGUACAACGGCCCGACGCUCGCGCAGGCCCUCGACAGCUUGAAAGAGCCGGCGCGCCAGUACGAUGCGCCGCUCCGAAUUCCCGUGACCAACGUGUUUCGCAGCCAGAACGCCAUCAGCUCGGGCAUUGGUGUCGCAGGUCGUAUCGCCUCGGGCAUUGUCCAAGUCGGCGAAAUUGUCGCGCCGCUGCCGGGCGAUGCGACAGGCACGGUGCGUGCGAUUGAGUGUGAAGGCAACGUGCGGCCAUGGGCUGCAGCAGGCUCCAACGUCACGCUCUACCUGAGCAACGUGGAACAGAACCAGAUUCAUGUAGGCAGCGUGCUAUGCCCACCCCAAGAGCCAGUUUCGUUGGUGGACGAAGUGGUGGUCCAAAUGCUCGUAUUCACCCCGACCUAUCCGCUGCUCAAAGGCACCGCCGUCGAGGUGUACCACCACAGCGCCGACAUCCCCGGCCAGCUGGUCGAGCUGAUCUCGCUCCUUGACAAGGGGACGGGCGAUGUCACGAAGCAGCAUCCGCGCGUAUUGCCGCACCAUGCAACGGCCACGGUACGUAUCGCGCUGGGGCAAGCCUACCCCAUCGAGACGUUCCGUGUGAACAAGGAUAUGGCACGUUUGCUCUUCCGUAUGAACGGCGAGACGGUGGGUGCGGGUAUCGUUAUAAAAGCUACGUGUGGUACGUAG
Messenger RNA from Malassezia vespertilionis, 2346 nucleotides. RefSeq lists its product as uncharacterized. Lineage: Eukaryota; Fungi; Basidiomycota; Malasseziomycetes; Malasseziales; Malasseziaceae. The transcript has 3 exons. The record is from RefSeq and is a predicted model, not a curated record. Gene Ontology annotation, biological process: translation. Gene Ontology annotation, molecular function: GTPase activity; GTP binding. The coding region runs from base 1 to 2346 and encodes 781 amino acids.